Quercus lobata is the source of this 693-nucleotide messenger RNA. RefSeq lists its product as uncharacterized. The transcript has a single exon. The record is from RefSeq and is a predicted model, not a curated record. Lineage: Eukaryota; Viridiplantae; Streptophyta; Magnoliopsida; Fagales; Fagaceae. Bases 1 to 693 code for a protein of 230 amino acids. Gene Ontology annotation, molecular function: zinc ion binding; nucleic acid binding.
AUGGAGGAUGAAGCAGACUCGGACUGUGAGGAGUCUAGCCUAUGUGAAGAUAUGGUCGCGAUAUCUCUGUCAAAAGAAGAAAAGGUCAGAAUCUGUGAGCCUUGGGGAAAUGCUAUCAUUGUCAAAACGUUUGGGUGGAAAGUGGGUUUUCUUUUCCUGUCAACCAAACUGCGGACUAUGUGGAUGCCUUCUGGUAGAAUGGAUGUCAUUGAUUUAGGUAAUGAUUUUUUUCUUAUCAAGUUUGAGCUACAAACGGACCUAGAAGUGGUUUUGAAAGGGGGCCCUUGGUUUGUUGGCCAACAGUUUCUUGCCAUUAGAAAAUGGGAGCCGGAGUUUAAGGCGGAAGAAGCUUCUCUUUCCUCUGUGGCUGUUUGGAUUAGGUUGCCUGGAUUACCUAUUGAGUUCUACGAACCCACCAUUCUCAAGAAAAUUGGUCGGGCCAUUGGACCUGUUCUACAUAUUGACUCUUAUAUAGCAAAUGGUGUUAAAGGCCGUUUUGCUAGACUCUGUGUUCAGGUUAAUAUUGAACAACCUCUCAUCAAUACUGUUAAAAUUGGUAAAAUGGUUCAGCUUGUCCAAUAUGAAGGGAUCAACAUGCUUUGCUUUGCUUGUGGCCGUUUAGGUCAUCGUAAGGAAAACUGUCCUGCAUUGAUUCGAAGCACUGUUGGGACUACCAAGAACUCCUCUCCGUAG